Penicillium pulvis is the source of this 1521-nucleotide messenger RNA. RefSeq lists its product as uncharacterized. The coding region runs from base 1 to 1521 and encodes 506 amino acids. Lineage: Eukaryota; Fungi; Ascomycota; Eurotiomycetes; Eurotiales; Aspergillaceae. The transcript is spliced from 3 exons. The record is from RefSeq and is a predicted model, not a curated record.
AUGCCUAAGCGAAAGAGUACCACCGAGCCAUCUGGGUCCAAUAAAGAGGCAAAGUCAUCCUUAUCCAAGGAUGAGUUUCACAAAGUUUGCAGUCAACUCGAGAAAACCAUCGUGGAUGAGAAGAAUUCUUCAGCAUUUGUCUGCGGUGGUACCAUUUUAAUCAAAGGCGAAGCAGCGAAGCUCAAGAACCAGACCCCAAAGCCGUCCAACCCGGUCACCAUUUUCUGGGAACCAAAAGAUGGCCUUCAUGCAAAGAAGCUUGUUCUUCCCCUCAAGGACUCAAACGAUGACUGUCUUCGCCAACUAGUUACCGACUGUGAGCCUGCCAGUUUUGGGAGAGGACAGGAAGAUGUGAUGGAUCCCGAAUACCGUAAGGCAGGAAAGCUCGAGCCUAGUCAGUUUGUGACUAGCUUCCACUCUAUAGAUUUUGGCCUCCAGGAGAUCAUCGAGAAUAUUCUUGCACCCCCGUUGGAUUUGGAAAAGAAAGUCGUAUCUCGACGCAUUGAAGCAGAGCUAUACAAGCUCAAUGUGUACUCGGGCCCGUCUGGACUUUUCCAGAAACAUGUUGAUACUCCGCGAUCGAAAAGCCAAAUCGGAUCCUUGGUCGUGUGUUUGCCAUCGGCUUUCAAGGGUGGAAACUUGAUUGUGCGACACAAUGGCAAAGAGAUCGAUUUCGACUGGGAGCACCAGAGCGCAGAUGUGAUCCAAUGGGCCGCUUUCUACAGUGACUGUGAGCAUGAGAUUAAGACUAUCACUGAGGGUGACCGCAUUACCUUGACCUACAAUCUAUGCAUCGCCGAGCCCCUCGAGGCAGAUGCCCCCAUCUCACUCCUUGAUGCAAAGAGAUUAGCCUUGUACGAGGAGCUGAAAAGUACUUUACAGAACCCCGGAUUUAUGCCGAAAGGCGGGGUUCUCGGAAUCUUCUGUUCUCACGCCUAUCCACACACCGCAUCCAACGUCGAAACCUUACUUCCACGGGGUCUGAAAGGUGCAGACAUGACUGUAUAUGUUGCCCUGCGUUCGCUUGGAAUCAAGGUUGACGUGCUCCCCGUGGUCAUCGAUGAUAAGGAAAGCUACAUAGACUACAUGGAUCAAGAAGACGAGGAGUAUGAAGGGUCUCUUGCGGUGAUUAACGAUGAGUAUAAGAGACAGAUGGCAAAGAAACAAGCAAAGAAGGACGCAGAGAAAAAAGAAGCAGAGAGGAGCCCAGAGAGGAGUGCAGAGUACCUUGAAUACAAGCACCUUGGCAGACGUGUACACGUUGGAGCCAAGCUGCAGCCUCACAUAGUUGCUGACUCUAACAAGCUCGAAGAAGACGGGGGACUGCUCACAGCUAUCAGAACAAGCUGGCCAAGAAGCGAGUACUCACGGCCUAUAACAUGGAUUGCCAAUCCACAUCACGAAGAACUUGCCAUGUCUUAUAUGGCUUAUGGCAACGAGUAUAGCCAGGAAACAGUCUACUCGUAUGCUGCGGUCAUGGCAGUCAUACCUCCAUAUACUGAACGCCAAAUAUCUAAGUAG